AUGGACGAUGCAAGGCUUAUUCCGAAUGAAGAAUAUAAGGUUCACGUGGUGUCAAGUGAUGCAACUGACAUGCCUGCGGAUGAACCCCCUGAUGAUGUUAUGGCUGGUUUAAAUCCCGCGCAACAGGUGGCAUUUCGACGUCUAUGGCAAAAGGUGCCCGCGCAUAUACGAGAUGUUCGCUUCAAUUUCAACGCGGAGUUGUGGGAACCCGAAGACAUAAUAAAGCUAAGUGAUCUGUUAUGCAAAUAUGAGCACAGAUUUUCAAGGGACGGUACUGAUUUGGGACAAGUAAAGGUGGAUCCGUUCCGAAUUAUUUUGAAACCGGGAGCACAGCCGGUGAAACAACGGCCGUAUCGAUAUUCGCCGAUCAUAAACGAAAAAGUGCAGAUAGAAAUUGACAAACUGCUGUUGGCAGGGGUCUUGCGACGAUCCUACAGUAAUUGGGCAAGUCCCUUGGUCGUGGUCGCAAAAGCUAAUGGAGGAGUACGGUUAACUGUGAAUUACAAAAAAGUGAACCAAAUGAGCGUUAUACCGAAACUACCGAUACCAGUAGUAGAGGACAUUCUGGCGGAUCUGAAGUCGGCAAAAAUAUUCAGCACUCUGGAUUUGAUCAGUGGAUUUUUCCAGUGUUGUAUUGAAGAGGACAGCAUCCCGAUCACUGCAGUUAUUACGGCCACCGGUUUAUAUGAAUUCAUGGCUAUGCCGCAAGGAUUGUCGAGUAGCCCAGGGUGGUUCCAUUCAGUCAUGCAACGCGUGUGUGAUGGGCUGGAGAGGGUGCGAUUAUUCAUUGAUGAUGUUAUCGUAUACUCCCGAAAUGGUGCAGAACACGUGCAGGAUCUGGAAAAGUUUUUCGAGCGCAUGACAAAGUUCAAUCUGAAGCUAGCGCCGAAGAAAGCACAAUUGGGGGUGAAGGUGGUAACGUUUUUGGGACAUCAAGUAACGGCUGAAGGGAUCGAGCCAUGUCCGAAGAAGGUGCAAGCGGAGUGAUUCCUGCGAGAAUGGGUCCUGUCUUGGGUGGGCGAAAACGUCCGACGCAAGCCGACCCUCGCAAGAAUUUUGUGUUGGGGGAAGAUGACCAUCAGCCGUUCACGACCGAUGAAGAGGCAGAUAGGACGUGGCAGGCCAAACCGAAAUCCGGGACAGUUCGACAGGCUGUUGGGGGAUGAACCUGUAAGGACAUACGUGCCUCUGAUGUUACGACCUUGGGUGAUGGACUGCGCACACAAAGAAGCAGUACACCUAGGUGAGAAGGGUGGCAAUUUGCGGUGGUGACACAAGUGGGGGUGGAUCAAGCAACUGGAAAGACAAGGCACACGAUCAAGCUGCUGGACGUCGGAAAACACAUCAACGUGGAGCUAAAGGAGAGCGCGCUAACAACGGAUAAUCUGGUGCAGCAACCUGGAACUUGGUGCUGGCAUGCUCAUGCUACCAACAAGUCCGUGAAGAAAUACAUGUUUGCAUUGGAAUCAUGAGUGGUAAGGAUGAGACGAUAGUUGCAAGAGUGAGCGCAGGAAAUAUGGUGGGAAUUGACUGGAACAGAAAGAAGAGUGAGGGAUUGAAGGAAGGCGUACAUGGAGCAUUCCGGGGACAAUUUAGGCCCCUUUUCCGCCCCACCUUGCGCCCCACUUUCAUCACGCUCGCAUACGACAACCGGGGUGGAGCCCGCUGUCGUACUCGCAGGGCAGGACCACACCAUCACAAGGGAGGUUAUUUGCCAGGACAGCGCGGGAUUUAUUCACGGCUGAAUCGAUGCCUUCAACGCGGGGGAAAGAUACGGGGAAUUCAAGGAAACGAGCGCAUGCCACAUCCAGCUCGAGCCAUGUUCCGGUUGAGAGCAGUCGCGGCGCUCCGAGACAACGAGGAACUUCGGCCGGUCGGACUACUCGCGCAAGAACGGCCUCGACAAGAUGGUGGGCUACAUCAGAUCGGCCGACGACUCGAAACUAGAAGAACUCAUGGACAUCCUGCGGUUUUUCGACGAGUGGCGGGCCUCGCUGGAGGCUAGACCGACGCUGGGCGACGGCGCCUGGAAGGCGCAUUUCAUCACCGACCACUCGUAGACCGACAUCCGGGAUAUCGUGGAACGCCGGUACGGGCACAUGCGCCAAUGUCUUGGGUCGCACAGCAAUCCGACAGCUGCGCAAGCGAAGGAAAGGGCUGCACGAGGGGACCUGCA
This is a messenger RNA of Ectocarpus sp. CCAP 1310/34, 2176 nucleotides long. Lineage: Eukaryota; Phaeophyceae; Ectocarpales; Ectocarpaceae. The record is from the annotation of a GenBank genome assembly.